AGUGAGGAAAGAAAACAGCUGGCUUUCAAAAUAAUAAGCUCCUCAAGUGCGUGGAGUGUCUGUUUGUUUUGAUAUAUUUCCAGACUUCUUGAUAAUGUUUCGGACCUUUCAAAUACUACGAGUGCCUUCUGUUUUAAAAGCAGUAGUGGUGGACCUGCCAAAAUGUCAAGUAAUUCGCAGAACGAUUUAUAACAGCAAAUAUUAUUGCUCACAAAAUAGGCCGGCAUUGAAUUCUCUGAAUCCUUCGAUUAAAAACUACGUCAAUAGAAUUGUUGACGAUAAAGAGGUUAAUUUUCCAGUCAAACCUCAUAUUAAAAAUGAUCUCGCUAGACUUUGGUCUGAAAGAUGUAAAUUAAUAGAAGAUAUUGCACAACUUGACAAGGAACUAAAAGAUUAUGAUAAGGAGAUGAAAACGCUUGCAGAGGAGGAAAGACUGGAGUCACAGCAAAAAAUUCAGGACUUAGAAUCUGAGAUUUUACGCUUGAUUGUUCCUUCGACAUCAUCAAAUGUGCAAAGUAUGUACUUGGAAGUGACUGCUGGUGUUGGUGGACAAGAAGCUAUGCUGUUUGCUGCUGAACUCUUCCAGAUGUACACAGGUUAUCUAGAAUUCUGCGGCUGGAAUUACGAGGUUGUAGAGGUUGACAGCAGUGAAAUUGGUGGUAUGCGCCAUGGUUCAAUAUCUGUAUCAGGAAGAGGAUCCUACGAAGUCUUGAAACUUGAGGCGGGCGUCCACCGAGUGCAACGAGUCCCAAAGACAGAAAAAUCGGGGCGACUCCACACAAGCACAGUUUCUGUUGCAGUACUUGCUCAGCCUUCAGAAGUUGAAGUCAACAUAAAUCCAAAGGACUUGAAAAUAGAAACAAAACGAGCUAGCGGGGCCGGUGGGCAACACGUGAAUACAACUGACAGUGCUGUGAGAAUUGUACACCUUCCAACAGGCAUCGCUGUUGAGUGCCAAAGUGAAAGGUCGCAGAUUCAGAAUCGCUCAAAGGCAAUUCAGAAACUGAGAGCCAAGCUCUAUCAAUCGGAGAUUGAAAAACAAGAACUUGACACUCGAACAACAAGAAAGCUCCAAGUUGGUUCCAGUUUCCGCUCUGAAAAGAUUCGCACCUAUAAUUUCCCGCAAGAUCGAGUGACAGAUCACAGGAUAGGUAAAACUCUUCACAAUCUCAAGGGUUUAUUGGAAGGUGGGGAUGAUUUGAAUGGAUUGGUUCAAGAAUUGAUAGAAAAAAAGCGAGAGGAGGAUUUAAAAUCUUUCCUGAGCUCUUUAGACUGAUGAGUAAUAAAAUGCUUUAUAUAUGAGGA
Molecule: messenger RNA, 1305 nt
Organism: Cloeon dipterum
Lineage: Eukaryota; Metazoa; Arthropoda; Insecta; Ephemeroptera; Baetidae
Gene: mRF1
Product: mitochondrial translation release factor 1
Exons: 7
Coding region: 95-1276 (393 amino acids)
Biological process (GO): translational termination
Molecular function (GO): translation release factor activity
Source: RefSeq, a predicted model, not a curated record